Molecule: messenger RNA, 9103 nt
Organism: Seriola dumerili (greater amberjack)
Lineage: Eukaryota; Metazoa; Chordata; Actinopteri; Carangiformes; Carangidae
Gene: fbn3
Product: fibrillin-2-like
Exons: 65
Coding region: 219-8855 (2878 amino acids)
Molecular function (GO): calcium ion binding
Source: RefSeq, a predicted model, not a curated record
CCAUCCUGGAGCACAUAUCCUGUCUCAAAUUCCGACUCUGGACUCCUUGACGCCAAGGCACUCCGAAUUGUUGCAAGCCCCUACUCUGGAGUGCACACCAGGACUGGAUCCAGGUCUAGAUCCCUCUACUCAGCCUGGGUCCACACAUUCAACAGAGAAAUCAGAGAGUGAGCAGUAACACGGAGGUGCUGCGGUUGGAGGGAUAGCCAGACGGGCCAAUGGGAUCAGGGAAGCUGGCUCAGGUGCUGCUGGGAUGGGCGGCGGUGUGUCUUGCGGCGGUCCAUGUGGCAUGUGGUCAAACUGGGAAUGGGCCGUACCAAGCUAGCCGCUUCACCGGCACUGUGGACCAGAGAGAGGUGCAGCGGGUUCGACGCCGUGGCCAGGAAACACUGAGAGGACCCAAUGUGUGUGGCUCUCGCUUCCAUUCAUACUGCUGUCCAGGCUGGAAGACUCUGCCGGGAGGCAACCAGUGUAUUGUUCCAAUUUGCAGGAAUUCGUGUGGCGAUGGCUUCUGUUCCAGACCCAACAUGUGUACCUGCUCGAAUGGCCAGCUCUCUCCCAGCUGUGGAGCAGGAGCAGGAGUUCAGUCCUGUAACGUCAGGUGUAUGAAUGGAGGCAGCUGCGCAGAGGACUCAUGCUCCUGCCCGAAGGGCUACACAGGCAGCCACUGUGGACAGCCUGUGUGUGAGAAUGGCUGCCAGAACGGUGGGCGCUGCAUUGGGCCCAACAGAUGUGCCUGUGUCUACGGUUUCACUGGUCCGCAGUGCGAGAGAGACUACCGGACUGGGCCAUGUUUCACCCAGGUGAACAACCAGAUGUGUCAGGGCCAGCUCAGUGGAAUCGUCUGCACCAAAACCCUCUGCUGCGCGACCAUUGGCCGAGCAUGGGGCCACCCCUGUGAGCAGUGCCCUGCCCAGCCACACCCCUGCAGACGAGGCUUCAUCCCCAACAUCCGCACAGGAGCCUGCCAAGAUGUAGACGAGUGUCAGGCAGUGCCAGGUCUGUGUGCCGGAGGUAACUGCAUCAACACUGUGGGAUCUUACGAAUGUAAAUGCCCUGCCGGUCAUCGUCAGAGCGAAACCAGCCACAAAUGUGAAGAUAUUGACGAAUGCAGCACCAUCCCUGGUGUUUGUGAUGGAGGAGAAUGCACCAACACUGCUGGUAGCUACGUCUGCACCUGUCCGCGAGGCUACAUCUCCAGCACAGAUGGCUCCAGAUGUGUGGACCAGCGUGUGGGCACCUGUUUCUCUGCUCUGGCUAAUGGCCGCUGUGCUGCGGAGCUGAGCGGUCAAUACACCAAGAUGCAGUGUUGCUGUGACACGGGACGCUGCUGGGCUUUGGGACAGAUCCCUGAGAUGUGCCCAGUCAGGGGUUCUGACGAGUUCAGGCGUCUGUGUAUUGUGGGCGUUCCCCAGGGACACGGUCUCCCUCAUGGUUACCCCAACGGACACUUCCCCAGCAACGGCAAUGGUUUCAACUACGGUCACAAGUUCCCCGGUGUACCCAACGGUAAUGGUAACGGAGGCAUCGGUGGCAACGGUGGAGGAGGCUUUGGAGGCAAUGGAGGAGGACCUCUGACUCACCAGCACAUAGGCACUGUUUCUGUGAACGACUCCAUUGAUGUAUGCAAACAUUUUACCAACCUCUGCCUUAAUGGACGCUGCAUUCCCACACCCACAAGCUACCGCUGUGAAUGCAACAUGGGCUACAGACAGGAUGUUCGUGGGGAGUGUAUCGAUGUGGAAGAGUGUGUGAGUAAUCCAUGUAUCAAUGGAGACUGUGUCAACACAGCUGGAUCGUACCACUGCAAGUGCCACGAGGGCUACCUGGGAACACCUACCAAACAAGCCUGUAUUGAUAUCGAUGAGUGUAUUGUGAAUGGAGUGAUGUGUCGCAAUGGCCGCUGUGUCAACACGGAGGGAAGCUUUCAGUGUAUCUGCAAUGCUGGCUUUGAGCUCACUCCUGAUGGGAAGAACUGCAUUGAUCACGAUGAAUGUGCCACCACCAACAUGUGUCUCAACGGCAUGUGCAUCAACGAGGACGGCAGCUUUAAGUGUAUCUGCAAGCCUGGUUUUGCACUAGCACCUAACGGACGCUACUGUACUGACAUCGAUGAGUGUCAGACACCCGGCAUUUGCAUGAACGGCCGCUGCAUCAACUCUGAGGGCUCCUUCCGCUGCGAGUGCCCACCAGGCCUGGCUAUUGACGUAGAUGGGAGAGUGUGUGUGGACACACACAUGAGGACCACCUGCUACGGCGCCAUAAAGAUGGGCACAUGCUCGCGUCCGUUCCCUGGUGCAGUGACCAAGUCUGAGUGCUGCUGUGCCAAUCCUGAACAUGGCUUUGGAGAGCCUUGCCAACCCUGCCCCUCCAGAAACUCAGCUGAGUUCCAGGCUGUGUGCAGCAGUGGCAUUGGCAUCACAGCUGAUGGCAGGGACAUCAACGAGUGUGCCCUGGACCCGGACAUUUGUCAGAACGGCAUUUGUGAGAACCUGAGAGGAAGCUACCGCUGUAUCUGUAACAUCGGCUAUGAGUCUGACACCAGUGGCAAGAACUGCGUUGACAUCAAUGAGUGUCUGGUGAACCGUCUGCUCUGUGACAACGGCCUCUGCAGAAACACUCCUGGCUCCUACACCUGCUCCUGCCCUAAAGGAUUUGUCUUCAAACCUGACUCAGAGACGUGCGAAGAUAUCAACGAAUGUGAGUCCAGCCCCUGCAUCAAUGGAGCGUGUCGCAACGUGGCCGGGUCCUUCAACUGUGAAUGCACCCACGGCAGCAAGCUGGACUCCACCAACACCAUCUGCGUGGAUAGUAUGAAGAGUACGUGCUGGCUGACAAAACAGGACAACCGCUGUGAAGUCAACAUCAACGGAGCCACACUAAAGUCUGAGUGCUGCUCCACACUGGGAGCCGCUUGGGGCAGCCCCUGUGAACCCUGCGAGAUCGACACCGCCUGUUCUCGAGGAUUUGCUCGUAUGAAGGGCCUUGUCUGUGAAGACAUUAAUGAGUGUGAGGUGUUCCCUGGAGUGUGUACAAACGGCCGCUGUGUGAACACCCAGGGCUCAUUCCGCUGCGAGUGUGCUGAGGGUCUCACCUUGGACAGUACUGGACGCACAUGUGUGGAUAUGCGCAGUGAGCAGUGCUACCUGAAGUGGCAUGAGGAUGAGUGUGGCGCGCCACUGCCAGGGAGAUAUCGCGUGGACAUGUGCUGCUGUUCAGUGGGUGCUGCCUGGGGUAUUGACUGUGAGGAGUGUCCCAAACCAGACACACCUGAGUACAAAGCCGUCUGCCCCAGAGGGCCUGGCUUCGCCAACAGAGGAGAUAUUCUUACCGGCAGGGCGUUCUACAAAGAUGUGAACGAGUGUAAGGUGUUCCAGGGUCUGUGCACUUACGGUACUUGCCGAAAUACCAUCGGCAGUUUCAAGUGUCGCUGCAACAACGGCUUCGCUCUGACGGCUGAAGAGAGGAACUGCACAGACAUUGAUGAGUGCCGCAUCUCCCCCGACUUGUGCGGUCAUGGUACCUGCGUCAACACACCCGGCAGCUUUGAGUGCGAGUGCUUCGAGGGCUACGAGAGCGGCUUCAUGAUGAUGAAGAACUGCAUGGACAUUGACGAGUGUGAGAGAAACCCCCUGUUGUGUCGUGGAGGAACCUGUCUGAACACAGAGGGGAGUUAUGAGUGUGAAUGUCCCACCGGACACUCGCUCAGCACCGACGGCUCUGCCUGUGAAGAUGUGAAUGAGUGCCAGCUGAGUGACAACUUGUGCAAGAACGGCCAGUGUGUCAACAUGCCAGGAACCUACCAGUGCACCUGUGACACUGGUUACCAGGCCACACCAGACCGACAGGGCUGCGUUGAUAUUGAUGAAUGCACCAUUAUGAACGGAGGCUGUGAGACCCACUGCACCAACUCGGAGGGAAGCUACGAGUGCAGCUGCAGUGAGGGCUACGCUCUCAUGCCUGAUCUCAGGACCUGUGCAGAUAUUGAUGAGUGUGAGGAGACACCUGACAUCUGUGAUGGAGGCCAGUGUACCAACAUUCCCGGGGAAUAUCGCUGUCUGUGUUACGAUGGCUUCAUGGCGUCCAUGGACAUGAGGACCUGUAUCGAUGUGAACGAGUGUGAUUUGAACCCAAACAUCUGUCUCCACGGCGACUGUGAGAACACCAAAGGCUCCUUCAUCUGCCACUGUCAGCUGGGAUACUUUGUCAAGAAGGGAUCCACGGGCUGCACAGAUAUUGAUGAGUGUGAGAUCGGGGCUCAUAACUGCGACAUGCAUGCUGCCUGCAUCAAUGUUCCUGGAAGCUUUAAAUGUCGCUGUCGAGACGGCUGGGCGGGCGACGGCAUCAAGUGUGUGGAUCAGGAUGAGUGCUCUGCAGAGGAUCACAACUGUAACCCCAACGCGGACUGUGUCAACACACCAGGAUCCUACAGGUGUACAUGCAAAGAGGGCUUUAAUGGAGACGGCUUUUCAUGCUCUGACAUGGAUGAGUGUGCAGACAACGUGAACCUGUGUGAGAACGGCCAGUGUCUGAACGCUCCGGGCGGCUACCGCUGCGAGUGUGAGAUGGGCUUCACGCCUACAGAAGACAGCAAAGCCUGUCAAGACAUUGAUGAGUGUAAUUUCCAGAACAUCUGUGUGUUUGGAACGUGCCAGAACCUUCCAGGGAUGUUCCGCUGUGUGUGUGAUGAUGGUUACGAACUGGACCGCAGCGGCGGAAACUGCACUGACAUCAACGAGUGUGCGGACCCCGUGAACUGCAUCAACGGCCUGUGUGUGAACACUCCAGGGAGCUACCUGUGUAACUGCCCAGCUGACUUUGAGCUCAACCCCACUGGAGUGGGCUGUGUGGACACCCGUGUUGGCAACUGCUUCCUGGAUGUCCUUGCACGUGGUGAUGGAGGAAUCUCCUGCAGUGCCGAGAUUGGAGUCGGAGUGACCCGAGCGUCCUGUUGCUGCUCCCUGGGAGGAGCCUGGGGAAACCCCUGUGAACUGUGCCCCGCCCCCAACUCCACGGAGUAUAAGACUCUUUGUCCCGGAGGAGAGGGAUUCAGACCCAACCCCAUCACUGUCAUCCUGGAAGAUAUCGAUGAGUGCCAGGAGCUGCCAGGUCUCUGCCAGGGUGGAAACUGUGUCAACACCUUUGGCAGUUUCCAGUGUGAGUGUCCAGCAGGCUACUAUCUCAAUGAGGAGACUCGCAUCUGUGAGGAUAUUGAUGAGUGCACAACUCACAUUGGGAUCUGCGGACCUGGUACCUGCUACAACACUCUGGGCAACUACACCUGCGUGUGUCCACCUGAGUACAUGCAAGUGAAUGGAGGAAACAACUGCAUGGACAUGAGGAAGAGUGUGUGCUACCGUAACUUCAAUGACACAUGUGAGAACGAACUGUCCUUCAACAUGACCAAGAAGAUGUGCUGCUGCGCUUACAAUGUGGGAAAGGCCUGGAAUAAGCCAUGCGAGGCCUGUCCUACUCCCGCUACCUCUGAGUACCAGUUACUGUGUGGUAACCAGGCUCCUGGCUUCAUCAUUGACAUCCACACUGGCAAGCCGAUUGACAUUGAUGAGUGUAGGGAGAUCCCGGGUAUCUGUGCCAAUGGAGUGUGUAUAAACCAGAUCGGGAGCUUCCGCUGUGAAUGUCCCAUGGGCUUCAGCUACAACAACAUACUGCUCAUAUGUGAAGAUAUUGAUGAGUGUAACAGUGGGGACAACCUGUGCCAACGUAACGCCAACUGUAUCAAUAUUCCCGGCAGCUACCGCUGCGAGUGCUCGCCAGGCUUCAAACUGUCUCCCAGCGGGGCCUGUUUGGACCGUAAUGAAUGCCAGGAGAUUCCAAAUGUGUGCAGCCAUGGAGAGUGUAUUGACACACAGGGCAGUUAUCGUUGCAUUUGCCACAAUGGUUUCAAAGCUACUGCUGACCUGACCAUGUGCAUGGACGUCGAUGAGUGUGACCGACAGCCGUGCGGCAACGGAACCUGCAAAAAUACAGUAGGAUCCUACAACUGUCUCUGCUUCCCCGGGUUCGAACUCACACACAACAACGACUGCAUGGACAUAGAUGAGUGCAGUGCCCUCCAGGGCCAAGUGUGCAGGAACGGACAGUGUAUCAAUGGACUUGGUUCCUUCCAGUGUUUCUGCCACGAGGGUUAUGAGAAUACUCCAGAUGGGAAGAACUGUGCCGAUAUCAACGAGUGUGUGAGUCUGCCCGGCACUUGCUCUCCAGGAACGUGUCAGAAUCUGGAUGGAUCCUUCAGAUGUAUCUGCCCUCCUGGAUAUGAGGUGCAAAAUGACCAGUGUAUAGAUAUCAACGAGUGUGAGGAGACCAACAUCUGCCAGUUUGGCACCUGCACCAACACCCCAGGCAGCUUCCAGUGCUCAUGCCAGCCGGGCUUCGUUCUCUCUGACAACAAACGGCGCUGCUACGAUACCAGAGAGAGCUUCUGUUUCACCAAGUUCGACGCAGGGAAAUGCUCCGUCCCCAAAGCCUUCAACACCACCAAGGCCAAGUGCUGCUGCAGCAAGAUGCCUGGAGAGGGCUGGGGACUCCCCUGUGAGCUGUGCCCACGAGAGAGCGAUGCUGCUUUUAACACUCUGUGUCCUUUCGGCCACGGAGCCCUGCCUGGACUGAGUGACGCUCGUGAAGAUAUGAAUGAGUGUCUGGAUAACCCGGGCAUCUGCCAGAAUGGUAUUUGCAUCAACACAGAUGGUUCGUUCCGAUGUGAAUGCCCCUUCGGAUACAACCUGGAUUACACUGGAGUCAACUGCAUUGACACUGAUGAGUGCUCCAUCGGAAACCCAUGUGGAAAUGGAACCUGCACCAACGUGGUGGGAGGUUUCGAGUGUUCAUGCCAGGAAGGCUUCGAACCCGGACCCAUGAUGACUUGUGAAGAUAUCAAUGAGUGCUCCCAGAAUCCCCUGCUUUGUGCCUUCCGUUGUGUCAACACCUUCGGCUCCUACGAGUGCAUGUGUCCCGCUGGCUAUGUGCUGCGAGACGACCAACGCAUGUGCAGAGACCAGGACGAGUGUUCGGAGGGUCUUGAUGACUGUGACUCCAAGGGCAUGACCUGUAAAAACCUAAUCGGUACCUUCAUGUGUAUCUGCCCUCCCGGCAUGCAGCGCCGACCAGACGGAGAGGGAUGUAUGGACCUGAACGAGUGUCGCGCCAAGCCUGGCAUCUGUAAGAAUGGGCGCUGUGUCAACACGGUGGGAAGUUACCGCUGCGAGUGCAACGACGGCUUUGAGCCGAGCUCCACUGGAACUGAAUGUAUUGACAACCGAAAGGGCUUCUGUUACAGUGAGGUUUUGCAGACCAUGUGCCAGCAGUCGUCCACCAACAGGAACAGUGUGACCAAGUCUGAGUGCUGCUGUAACACGGGCCGAGGCUGGGGGUCACAGUGUGAGCUCUGCCCACUGCCUGGCACCGUUCAGUACAAGAAGAUGUGCCCGCUCGGACCCGGCUACACCACCGACGGAAGAGACAUCAACGAGUGCCAGGUGAUGCCAGAUCUGUGCCGAAAUGGUCAGUGCAUCAACACCAUUGGAUCCUUCCGCUGCCACUGUAAUGUGGGAUACAAAACUGACUUCACCGCAACCUCCUGCGUUGAUAUGGAUGAGUGCGCUCUGUCUCCGAAGCCCUGUAACUUCCUGUGUAAAAACACUGAGGGCAGCUACCUGUGCUCCUGCCCCAGAGGAUACAGCUUACAGCCUGAUGGAAAGACCUGCAAAGAUCUGGACGAGUGUUCAACCAAGCAGCAUAACUGCCAGUUCCUCUGUGUCAACACUAUUGGCGGCUUUACUUGCAAGUGUCCUCCCGGCUUCACCCAGCACCAGACCGCCUGCAUCGACAACAACGAGUGUACGGGUCAGAACAGCGCGUGCGGUUCAAGGGCCUCUUGUGUCAACACGCCCGGCAGCUUCAACUGUGAAUGCUCGAAAGGUUUCUCCUUGGACACCACAGGCAUCGAGUGCGAGGACGUGGAUGAAUGCAGCAGCAACCACCGCUGUCAGCACGGCUGUCAGAACAUGCUGGGAGGUUACCGCUGUGGCUGUCCUCAGGGCUACGUGCAGCACUACCAGUGGAACCAGUGUGUGGAUGAAAACGAGUGUCAGGCAGGAACGGUGUGUGGCUCUGCCUCCUGCUACAACACACUGGGCAGCUUCAAGUGUGUGUGUCCCUCUGGCUUUGACUUUGAGCAGGGCGCUGGCGGCUGCCAAGAUGUGAAUGAAUGUUCCACAGGCACCAAUCCAUGUAUCUACGGCUGCUCCAAUACCGAUGGAGGCUACCUGUGUGGCUGUCCUGGAGGUUUCUACAGAGCUGGACAGGGUCACUGUAUGACAGGCUCGGGUUUCCCAGGCCAGUUUGCGGAGGGUGAGGACGAUGACAGUCUGUCUCCUGAGGCCUGCUACGAGUGUAAGAUCAACGGAGGAGGAAAGAGUGGACGACACAGACGCAACACUGAUGGAAAUGAGCUAAACCGGGAGCCAGCAGUGAGCAUGGCCAGCAUGGACACCCAGGCCUCCAUCCCCAUGAACAUCUCCCUGGCUUCACUGCUCAACAAGGAGCCUCUACUAGAGCUCCUUCCCGCCCUGCAGCCCCUGGAGCACCACGUACGCUACGUCAUCACCCACGGCAACGCUAAUGAACACUUCCGCCUGCUGGAACGCCGCGACGGAAAGAGCGUGCUCCGACUCGGCAAGAGGCCGCCUCCUGCAGGAUCCUACCGGCUGGAGAUCGCCAGCCUGCGGCUGUUUGGGCCCCGGAGACUAUCCCAGCUGGAGGAGCAGCAUGACAGUGACUACCUACAAGGGGAAAUAGGAGACGCCCUGCGCAUCAAGCUCCACAUCCACCUGCACUGAGCUCAGAGUGAUCUCGUAAUCCUGCCCUGGACUGAUUCCUAAAGCCUUUGAGUUUUAACCUGCCCUUUUAUCCAAUAACUCCUCUUCCCAGCUGCCCCCUGCAGGAACAUCCCCACCAGCAGGGGGUAAUCAAUCAAGGGCUUUGAAAGACUGAGUCAAUCAGCCCAACUCUACCACCACUUUGUUACUGUUCAUGUUAUUAUAUGUUCAUGUUUUGUGUUUUUUUUUUUUUUUCCUUUUUUUUUUUU